AUGUCAGAUCGUUCCGUGCUCAUCGUGGGCGGCGGUGUCUUUGGCACCUCGACGGCCUACCACCUGUCCCAGAGGGGCUACAAGAAGGUCACCGUCCUGGACCGCUUCGAUGCCCCGUCCAAGGACUCGGCGGCGACCGACCUGAACAAGGUCGUGCGCGCCGACUACCCCAACCCGCUCUACACCAAGCUCGGCCUCGAGGCCAUGCAGGAGUGGAAGGACCCCAACUCCAUCUUCAAGGGCCUGUACCGGGAGACCGGCUGGAUCAUGUCGGCGCACAGCAUGACCAGGGACUGGCUCGAGAGCGCGCGCAAGACGGCCGAGAAGACCGGGCGCAAGGGCGUCAAGUACAUGUCGGCCGAGGAGAUGCGCAAGACGUGGCCGGCACUGACGGGCGAAUUCCCGGACUGGACCAACCUCUGGAGCCCGGCAGCAGGAUGGGCCCCCUCUGGCCAGGCAGUCCUCCGCAUGGCGAAUGCGGCCCGAAGCAACGGCGUCAGAUACAUCUGCGGCGACGCAGGAUACGUGAGGAAGCUGAUCUACGAGGCGGACGGCACUUGCACCGGCGCUGUCGCUGCCGACGGCACUGUCCACAAGGCCGACGUUGUGCUCCUGGCGAGCGGCGCGAACACGGCGACGCUGGUCGAGCUAGCCAAGCAGGAGGUCUCUGCGUAUUGCUCGGCCAUCAUGGUCAUCCAGCUCGAGCCGCACGAGGUGGAGAAGUACAAGAACAUCCCGAUCAUUGACGACUUUGAGCAAGGCAUCAUCUUCCCUCCCGAUGAGAACGGCAUGAUCAAGCUGUGCAGUUGCCGGUGUGUUACGAACUACAGGAACAAGUUUGUCCCGGGAUCAUCGAUUCUUCACUCGCUGGGAGACUACCCGCACGACGGUUGCCCCAAGGAGAUUGAGGAUGAGAUGCGCGUCUUUAUCAGGGAGAUGAUCCCCGAGCUGGCGGACAGGCCGUUUGUCUCGACCAAGAUGUGCUGGGACGGCAUGGCUGGCGAUCUCAACUUCAGAGUGUGCCCGUACCCCGAGAAGAAGAACCUCUACGUGGCGACGAUCGGAUCCAACCACGGGUUCAAGUUCCUGCCGGUCAUCGGCAAGUACGUGGCUGACAUGCUGGAUGGCAAGCUCGGCCAGGAGUGGCUGGACCUGUGGCAGUGGAAGUACGGCAAGAUCCCCGAGGGUUUCCAGGACCCUCAUCCCUACCCUACGCGGGACUUGUCCGAGCUCACGGGCUGGCGCGAGAGGCAUGCACCCGGAAGGGGCAAGCUGCCUUGGACGUGGAGUCAUAACACAGCCAAGACUAUUAUUGUGGUCCACGAACUCAGCUCCAUGUCGAUGGGGAAAGGCAGAGGACGCAAGGCUGUGGCCUGCCAGGCAUGUCACGGCCACAAGGUCAAGUGCAGCGGUGAGACGCCUUGCCAGAGGUGCCGAGCACGCGGUCGAGAAUGCCGGUACCCUGUCAGGGACCAGAUGCUGGCUGUGCCUGAGAGCUACCUGCGCGAGUUGGAGAGACAGGCUGCUUUUGCGAGGAACAACCCGGCCAGCUCGAGCGCAGGAUCUCCCCCGAACCGCGAGAUAGUGGCAAAGAUGGCUCAGUCAGAGAGCACCAACAGCCAAGAGACGCUGCUCGGGAAUAGCAGCGCAGAACGCUUCGUCCAAAAGUUGAAAGAGGCAUCCUCAACAGCCAAUGACGAGUUCGACCCCGUCUCGCCAAAUACAAUCACGUCCUUGUCUGCAGCCAAGUACACCUAUUCGCGGCUAGACUUUGACUUUCUUCACCCUGAGGUCUCUUUCAAAUUGCCGCCUCGCCCAUAUGCCUUUCACCUCUUGGAGGUCUUCGAGGAAGGUUUCUGUGACUACCACUUCUAUCGUCGGCGGAUAUUCCGAGACCGGCUGCAUGAGACAUACGCCAAUCCUGGAUCACAGGCGAGGGAUCGGAAUUGGUUGUGCAGAGUCUCGGUGGUCCUCGCUCUUGCUGAGUCGUGGGAUCGGGGGAGGUAUCCAGCACAGACCGAUGGUCUUGGAGGGUCGUCACAGCCGUUUCCACCGCAGAUAUCCGGCCACGACGAUCUGUCUCCUCCUUCAGAUGCGGCCUUGCUAUCUGAUUCGGCUGCCCCGCCUCUGCCUCCGGGAUCUGGGUUCUUCCAGCAGGCCCUGAUGCUUCUCAAGAUCUCGCUCGAGGAGCCUACUGUAGAGGACGUGGAGGCACUCAACCUCAUCGCAAUGUACUGUUACUUACUCAACCGACGAAAGACGGCAUACUCUUAUGCCGGCCAGAGCAUUCGGCUAGCGAAGCUGCUGUCUCUGGACGAGCCGACCGCCACCCCUCUCGAAUCACCCUAUGCGGAGACUCCCCGUGCCAGCGAAGCGAGGAUCAACGCUGAACAUCGAAAACGGGUCUGGUGGACGUCCUUCUGCAUGGACCGGAUGGUGAGCACGGAGCUCGGGCUGCCGCCGCUGCACGAGUCUGUCGGCAAAGGCUUGUCGCUGCCUUCAGAGUCGGCGUUGUUGAUGCCGCACGAGCGAGAGGAGUUCUUCGACCACCAGCUGCUCACUGCCCAUGCACAGUUGUGUCUUCUCAAAGACAAAGUGGUCGACACCGUUACUCAUCAUCUCCGUCUGAAGGAAAGCGACCACCCGUUGGACGUUCUCAACUCGUGCAUCGAGAUGCUCCAAAACUGGAAGGCGAGCCUACCGACCCACAUGUCGUUCAGUUUUGAAGAAGGCAUUCCUGCCAAGAUGGUCGAGCUGCCCUGCACAAGGAUCCUCGCCUCACUGUAUCUGAGACAUCACCAGUGCUUCAUACUACUUCUUCGUCCCCUUUUCUUGCAGGAGAUUUCAGCCUUGUUUCUGCGACAAAAGGCAUCGCGUUGCCCCCCUUCUAUACUGCAGCCAACCGAAUCUCUACUGCCGGAGUGGAACGCUGGUGCCAUGCCCCUCAAGUUGCAAUGUCUCGAUGCGGCUCGCAAGAACGCCAGGAUACUCAUCGACCUCUGGACCAUUGGCAAGAUAGCUAAAUUUGGAUACUGGGAAUCACUGCAUCUGUUCUCCAGCCUCGCCAUUCUGUCGCUGUCACGUGCAGUCAUCACGCCUGAUAUGCUGCUCUCAUCCAUGACCGCAGUCCCAACGGAUCUUGACGACCCCGACCUAUAUACGCGAGCCCGUGCCUUGUUGGAAGAAAUGGCACGUGUUGGCAACCUCUCCGCCAAGGACCACAUGAGCCUCCUCGCAGACGUGGAGGACAUGGUGGCACGGUGUUUGGCCGAAUCAAGGGCGACCGCUCAGGUCGGAACGGAGAACAUGACGCUGUUCGACAUGCAAGGCGUAGACAACAUAUUCGAGCCGAGUUUUGAGGGCUUGAUAGACGAGCAGGUUUGGCACGAUCUUGACUGGGAGAACUUGCUCAGAGGUUGGGCCGAGAUCAACUACCCAGGAUGA
Thyridium curvatum is the source of this 3444-nucleotide messenger RNA. RefSeq lists its product as uncharacterized. The transcript has 10 exons. Gene Ontology annotation, biological process: regulation of DNA-templated transcription; DNA-templated transcription. The record is from RefSeq and is a predicted model, not a curated record. Gene Ontology annotation, molecular function: flavin adenine dinucleotide binding; zinc ion binding; sarcosine oxidase activity. The coding region runs from base 1 to 3444 and encodes 1147 amino acids. NCBI's taxonomy places the organism in Eukaryota, Fungi, Ascomycota, Sordariomycetes, Thyridiales, Thyridiaceae.